Molecule: messenger RNA, 2275 nt
Organism: Arachis stenosperma
Lineage: Eukaryota; Viridiplantae; Streptophyta; Magnoliopsida; Fabales; Fabaceae
Product: (-)-kolavenyl diphosphate synthase TPS28, chloroplastic-like
Exons: 13
Coding region: 3-2234 (743 amino acids)
Biological process (GO): gibberellin biosynthetic process
Cellular component (GO): chloroplast
Molecular function (GO): terpene synthase activity; magnesium ion binding
Source: RefSeq, a predicted model, not a curated record
CAAUGACUUCUCAGCUUCCUUUCCAUCUAAAUCGCUUUGCUUUCAAGUUUCACCUUCAAUGUUCUCGGGUUUCUUUGUGGGGUACACGUUCUCACCGAAUUAAUGAAGUCAAACAUGCCAAGAAAUGUGGAUUUCGUCCAAUACAUGCAAAAUCCUCUCCAACUCUUGAUUUAAAGGAGGUGGAAACAAAGGAAAUAAGAGAGAAGAUAAAAGUGGUGAAAUGUAUGUUGGGGUCAAUGGAAGAUGGAGAAAUAAGCGUGUCAGCAUAUGACACUGCAUGGGUUGGUCUGGUUAAAGAUGUUAAUGACGGAAAUGCCCCUCAGUUCCCUUCCUGUCUUGAAUGGAUUGCCAAUAAUCAACUUCCAGAUGGUUCUUGGGGUGAUGCUAAUUACUUUUCACCGCGUGACCGUCUUCUUAAUACCCUCGCCUGUGUUAUUGCUUUCACUCAAUGGAAUUUGCACCCCCAAAUGUGUCACAAGGGGCUCACAUUCUUUAAGGAAAAUCUAAGCAAGAUUGAAGAUGAGAGUGCCGCAGAAGAUCUAGUUGGUUUUGAAUUUACUUUACCUUCUCUUCUUGACUUGGCUCGAAGUAUGAAUAUUGAAGUGCCGGAUGAUUCUCCUGUCUUGAAAGAAUUAUCAGCUAUCAGAGAUCUCAAGCUCAAAAGUUGCAGUCAAAAGAUGGUUCAUUCUUAUUCUCUCCAGCGUCCACAGCCUACGCUUACAUGCAGACCAAAGAUGAAAAUGCUCUCAACUAUCUCCACAACACUGUUCACGUUUGUAAUGGUGCAGUUCCAAACUCUGUAUCCCAUAGACUUGUUUGAGCGGAGUUGGACAGUUGAUCGUUUGGAACGUCUCGGCAUUUCAAGAUAUUUUGAGCCGGACAUUAAAGAUUUUAUGACGUUUAUCUCAAGAUAUUGGACCGACAAGGGUCUUGGUUGGACAAGAGAUUCGGGGGUUCCAGAUAUUGACGAUACAGUAAUGGCAUUUAGGUUACUUAGGUUACAUGGUCACCGAGUUUUACCCGAUGCACUGAAGCAUUUUGAGAAAAAUGGUGAGUUCUUUUGCUUUCCCGGAGAAACAAAUCCGUCAAUGUCAGCAACAUACAAUCUUUAUAGAGCUUCUCAGGUGCUUUUUCCUGGGGAAAUGAUUCUUCAGGAUGCCAAAUAUUUUUCCUUCAAAUUCUUAUCAGAGAAGCGUGCCUCUAAUGAGAUAUUUGAUAAAUGGAUCAUCACAAAAGAUUUAAUUGGCGAGGUGAGUUACGCGUUGGAUGUGCCUUGGUAUGCAAGUUUACCGAGAUUGGAGACAAGAUUUUACAUAGAACAAUAUGGUGGUGAAAACGUUGUUUGGAUUGCAAAGACACUUUACAGGUUGCCUAGUGUGAACAACGAGAUUUAUGUUGAACUUGCGAAAUUGGAUUACAACAAGAGUCAAGCAGUGCACUCUGCAGAAUGGGAGAAAAUCCAACGAUGGCACUCGGAAACAGGAUUGCAGGAAUUUGGAGUGAGCAAAGAGAGUCUUCUCCAAGCUUAUUUUGUGGCAGCAGCUUGCAUAUUUGAACCUCAAAGGUGGUUAGAGCGACUCGCAUGGGCUAAAACCGUAACUUUGAUUCAGGCAUUCAAGUUCCAUAUCAACCAUGAUGAAGCAAGAAAGUUCAUUCUAGAACAACUCAAUAACAACUUUAACCGACAGGACUUGUCAAACAGGAGGCUUGAUAAGAUCAACAAAAACGAGCAACUUCUUGGGAUUUUGCUGAUAACUCUUGACUAUCUUGGAUUGGAGUUCUUUCGAAAUCAUGGACAGAAAAUUUCCCAUCAUUUGAAUCAAAUUUGGCAGAGUUGGUUGUUUAGUUGGCAAAACGAAGGAAGCAGCUCCAAAAGAGAAGCAGAGUUGAUUGUGCAAACUAUAAAUUUAAUGGCUGGUGAUUGGUUACAAGAGCUACAGCUAAAUCCUCAGUACCAAAUAUUACUCAAAGCCACUAACAAAGUCUGCCAUAAGCUCAAAGAUUAUCAAAGUGAGAAGGGAAAAAAUGAACUGAGUAUUGCAACCAAAACCACCACUACACCAGAAAUAGAAUCAGAAAUGCAAGAGUUUGUGCAAAUAGUGCUCCAAAAUUCCCAAGAUGGCAUUAAGAGCUCAUUCUUCUUGGUGGCCAAGAGUUUUUACUAUGUUGCAUAUUUUGACUCUCAGACCAUUAUGUCUCACGCUGACAAAGUUCUAUUUCAGAAAGUGAUGUAAUAAAUUAACAUAUUUUACUUUUUCAGUGGAAUAUAUAGACC